UGCCAAGGGCAGUUCUGUCCAAGCCACAAGAAGUUUCCCGGGCUACCAGCUUCCUUUUCAACGUGGGGCAGGAGGAAAAUCUGUCCUAAAACAGAAGUCAGGGAACUUCCUGUUGGUUCAAAUUUCAAACAGAGCUUGUCCUUCAGUCCUCACCCUGGCACUCAGCACAGAGGGAGUGGGAGCGAACUCCAGAAACCCAAGGACAGGGUGCUUUGCUGAGAGCUCAACCAGUGAACUCCUGGCUUCCAGGGUUCUUGCAUCAGGGCAGAAGCAAAGCCCAGGGAAGAAAAGACUCCAGUCAUCCCAGCCACAUCUCCACACAACUGCCACUUGGUGAAAGCACAUAGCCACAAUGGAAUCCAAACCUCAGAAGAGUCCAGGCAAACCAUUUCCAUAUUGUGAAAAUGAAGUGUGCAAAUGGGAAUACUUUAUUAAGUCACCACCGCCCCAGCUUUUCUCCUCAGAAACCUCUUGGAAAAAGCGGUUUUUUGUUCUGUCAAGGAGUGGGGAAAACAGCUUUAAUCUUUCUUAUUACAAAGACCACCAGCACAGAGGUUUCAUUAAAAUUGAUCAAAAUGCUCGUAUAGAAGUUGGCAUAAGUAGCCCCAUAAAAAUGCAAGCUGUACAGAAGAUGUUUAAAUGCCACCCCCACCAGGUGAUGUCCAUCAGAACGGCUAGCAGAGAAUACUUCCUCAUUGGCUCUGACAGGGAGAAGAUUAAAGACUGGGUCUCCUUCAUGUCAUCAUUAUGCCGGGAUAUUAAAGCAGCGCACCCGAAUACAGAGCAGGAGAAAUGCUCAUGGAGCAAUGCCAGGCCCUCUCCAGACCCCAGCCCUCACCUUGGUUCUUCCAGCACAUCGGGGGCUGUCUCCACCUCACCGAGAAACACUUCUCCAGACACGCAUGUCCUGGAAAAAAGUUCUCCAGGACUCAGACAAGCUCAUCUACCACAUGAUUUCUUGCCAGAGACCACGCAAGACACGGAAGAGAGUCAUUAUGUCAGCCCUCGAAGUAUUCUUUUAGAGUUGGAUAAAAUCCUUGCUGCCAAUGAAUCUAAUGAAUCCCUUGUACCUGGUAGUCCAGAACAGGACUCCAAGAGAAUUGAGCAUCAUUAUAUGUCAAUGAAAUCCUGUUUGUUCAAAGACACAACCAACCAGUCUGCUGAGAGCAAAGAGGAAUCCCAGACCAUUCCAGAGACCCAGAAUGGGGAGCAUCAUCUUCAAGAACAAGACUCAGGAAGUGACUCUCGCCUCUCACCUGCCAAAGCAGAAGCCCGGCCCACCAACGACCGGAAGGAGCCGGCCUCCCUAACUGUGGUGCAACUGACUAUAUUAAUCAAUAACAUACCUGACGAGAGCCAUGUGGAGAAGCUGAACAUGUUCCUUCCUCUUUCUGACAUCAUCAAUUAUUUGGCACUCACCGAAGCCGCGGGGCAGAUAUGUGUGGCUCACUGGGAAGGCCCCCGGCGUCUGGGAUGCUUAUUUUUCCACGGAGAUCACAUUUUGGCCGUGAAUGACCUGAAGCCACAUAGCUUGGAGGAGGCCCUCUUGUUUCUCAGACGGUCGGUCCAGAAGGAGAAAGUAAAACUCACCAUCGGCCGGAUCCAAAAUUCAGAGAAAUUCCACGCUAAAGACUGUUGCUGCCCCUUAAAAUACCAAGAUGUUGAACCUUUUCAAUUGUCGGAGCUGGAGAAGGUGCUGAAGAGGAAUCCAGCCAUAAAAAGGGGUCAUCAGAAAAGUACUGAAGAGCAACAUGCUGGGACCCACUGAAGGGGUGAGGAAGGGACGCCGGCUCUGCACUGGGCUCUGCCACUUACUGCUGUGUGACACCAGGCAAGUGAGUGCACCUCUCUGAAUCCCCCCUGUCUGCACCCUAACAAUGAGGAUGACGAUGCCGGUGCUGGCUAUUGCAUCAGACACGUGAAGAGGCCCGUGGGGAACAAGGACUAUGGAACAACACAAUGAACCUGUAAGGCCUCAUCUCAGACUUCGUCCCAAACGCCACAAAUGCAGAUUGGGUAAUUCCCUCAUCAAAAUGUGCCGUGUGUUCUGUGAGGUCAUGGCCCACACAAGCCCUUCUUUGUCAGGGAACAAACAGUUGGGAAUACUUGUUCUGGGAAGGCAAGGCUCUCAGGAGAGAUGGGCUACCACGUGGGCCUCCCCGAACACCUCCUGCUCUUUGUCAUGGCCGGGCUCCAGAAUGCCGAGACAACAUGCAACACACCCACAGGAAAAAUAGUAAAGACAACAAGGGGGGAAAAACCAAAAUAAACUUCAUGCUGAGAUGGAGUGGCCUGUUGGAUUCAACAAUUAUCUUGCUUUUAUUUAAAGAACCAGUAACUGUUAUAGAAGUUAAAGAAGUUUCAGGUUAUCUCCAGCAAAGAUCCGCUUGCUCUCUAAGUAAUAAGAGAACUACUUAGCCCUUCUAUAUUUAGAAGGUCUUAGUUAACCGAGGCAUUCACUAAUUGAUCCUGGAAGGCCAAACAAUCCGAUCUUUUUUCAGAAACAGGAAAACAAAGGCGGAGAGCUAAAGGAUUAAUCCAAUCCGGGAAUGUCAGAACAAAGGGGGCUUCAGAAAAUAUAGGGUGGGUAAAAGUAGGUUUCCAGUUGUUCAUAUGGAAAAUAAGACAAUAAUGAAUUAAUAAUAAUACCAGAAUAAACUGUUUUGCCUACUCACGGCUGGAAACCUACUUUUGCCCACCCUGUAUAUAUAUUCCACUGUGUUGUGAUUUUGCGUGGGAAGAAAUCAAGGCCUCAGAUGUUUCACUCUAUGCUUCCCUCAUGGCUCCUAGUUCCUGACUGUUUAGUGGCAGAACCAAAAAUCCAAAACCAGCUCCAAGAAACAGAUGUCCUGGUCCUCACUUUGUAUUUGCAUUUAGGUAUGAAAAGGCCUUCAGCACACAGAAGGGACAUUCAGAUACAAUCUUCUGUGAGCCAGAUCGUGCAGCCAGUAUUAGCAUUUUUCAUUUGCAUGCCUUGCUAUUUUUUUAAAAGCUAGAGUGGAGUUAAGACUCUCUUUUCCCCCCCAGUUUUAUUGAGAUAUAAUUGGCAUGUAAUACUGUAUUAGUUUAAGGUGUACAACAUAACGAUUUGCUAUAUGUAGACUGAUCUUCUGUUUCUACUUCUAGAAAUGUAUCUGACAGAAAUACACAAUUGCACAAAUAUAUCUGUAAAAUAAUGUUUGUUGUAGCACUGGAGCAUUGUUUGUAAUAAAAAAAUCUUUCAGGGAUUGCUUAAUUACAAUGCUUCACAUAAACGAACACUGAAGAUGUUAAAAGUUUUGUACAUACGGUUUUGGAGAGGUGUUCACAUUAUGUUAAGAAUGAAGAAAGCGACUUCCGCCAAGAUGGAGGCAUAGGUAGAAACACUGUGCUUUCUCACACAACCAAGUUUAGAGACAACAAAAUAUUAGCAACAGAAAACACAGCCAGAACACAGAAAAUUGAACUUUUCAGAAGUCUGACAACAACGAAUUCUUCAGCCUGAUCGGUAAGAAGGGCGAAGCCAGCAGCUGCCGGAGCAGGGCUGCACAGGAAAACUUGGUCAGACGGACUCAGGCGCAUGGAUCCCAGGCAUUGGGUUGCAAGGGUUGGACCCAGUGAGUGACAGGCAGACCCAGCGAGGGCGCAGGGCGGCAGGUUGACUGUGGUCACACAUUCGUGUGCAGAUAGACCAGCAAAGGAGUGAGCAGUGAGACAGGACCAAGCAGGCCCCAGUGGUGGGAAGCAGCAGAGAGGGCCGCCAUUUCCCCGCUCUGACCCCGCCACCACAUACAGUGGCACAACCCAGCGACCUGAGCAGCCCCGCCCUGGUGAACACCUACGGUUCCACUCCUCAUACUUAACAGGCGCAAACAGACCAAAAAUGGCUCAAGAAGAUCUCAGAGCCCCAGAGCGCAUAACUCUAAGCAACGAAGAAAUAGCAAAACUUUCAGAUGCACAGUUCAAAACACUGGUGAUCAGGAUGCUCACAGAACUGGUUGAUUUUAGUCACAAAUUAGAAAAACAUAUGAAGUCUAAAUUAAUUGAAAUGAAGGGAAUUGCACAGGAAACCAAUAGUAAUGGAAAGAAAACUGGGACUCAAAUCAAGGGAGUGAACCAGAAGGAAGAAAAAAAUGACCAAACAGGAAAAUAUGAACAAACAAGAAUUCAAAAAAAUGAGGACAGACUUAGGAACCUCCAGGACAUCUUUAAACACUCCAACAUCUGAAUUAUAGGGGUACCAGAAGGGGGAAAGGAACAGCCACCAGUGGAAAACUUAUUUGAACAAAUAAUAAAGGAGAAUUUCCCCAAUCUGGCAAAGGAAAUAGACUUCCAGGAAAUCCAGGAAGCUCAAAGAGUCCCAAAGAAGUUGGACCCAAGAAGAAACACACCAAGGCACAUCAUCAUUACAUUAGCCAAGAUUAAAAUGAAGGAGAGAAUCCUAGAAGCAGCAAGAGAUAAGGGGACUGUCACCUACAAAGGAAUUCCCAUCAGACUGUCAGCUGAUUUCUCAAAAGAGACCUUACAGGCAAGAAGGGGCUGAAAAGAGGUAUUCCAAGUCAUGAAAUCCAAAGACCUACAACCAAGAUUACUCUAUCCAGCAAAACUUUCAUUUAGAAUGGAAGGACAGAUAAAGUGCUUCUCAGAUAAGAUCAAAUUCAAGUUCAUCAUCACCAAGCCCUUAUUAUAUGAAAUGUUAAAGGGACUUAUCUAAGAAAAAGAAGAUAAAAAAGAUGAACAGUGAAAGGACAGCAAACUCAACAACCACACCUAAAACAAAAGCAAACUAAAAGGACAGCUAGAUCAGGAAUGGAAACAUAGAAAUGAAGAUCACAUGGAGGGUUAGCAACAGGGGAGUGGGAGGAGGAGAAGGGAGAGAAGGUAUGGAAAAUAAGUAGCAUAGACGGUAGGUAGAAAAUAGAUGGGGGGGCAAGAAUAGUAUGGGAAAUAUAGAAUCUAAAGAACUUGAGACACA
Artibeus jamaicensis (Jamaican fruit-eating bat) is the source of this 4954-nucleotide messenger RNA. It is a transcript of the gene PLEKHS1, whose product is annotated as pleckstrin homology domain containing S1. NCBI's taxonomy places the organism in Eukaryota, Metazoa, Chordata, Mammalia, Chiroptera, Phyllostomidae. The coding region runs from base 353 to 1768 and encodes 471 amino acids. The record is from RefSeq and is a predicted model, not a curated record. The transcript is spliced from 14 exons.